ACUGUAACCUAUGACAUAAAUAAUAAACGUCACUUUCCCAGCGAUAAUCUCAAAACAUUUAUUUGGAAUUGAUACUGAAGAAUAGAGCAAAAGUACGCUUCGGAGAGAAAAAAAAACAAACAUGCUAGCCCAACCCCUUUUGGUAAAGACGAGCACGGGCGGGGGUACGUUUGUCCAAUCAGCGUCGCGCCUGCGGUAGGCCACACGAGAGUGGUUGCUCCGCCUCCCGCAGUUACCUCUAGUUCGGCACGUUCACGCGGUGUCCAGCUGAGCUACUGAAGACUGUUUGCGUCUCGGCGCACGUACAGACGGGCAUUAUAGAAAGCGCAUAUAUAAGGAUGCACGUUUGCGUUUCCACUCAGACGUUAACAGGUUUGUGAACAGCGUGACACGAUCGUCACCUCCAAGGUCUGUUGUAAGUGAAGUUUUUGGCUAAUGGAAUAUCUCCGCGUUAUCUCCAGCGUGUGAGGAUUUGCUCACUUUGUAUCUGGGACUGAGAUUAAGCCGUGCGUGAGUCGUUUUGGGCACAAUGCCGCUAUUGCAGCACGUAAUGCAGCUGGAUCUGGAGAAACUGGCGCUGCAGCAUAUAGUCCCCUGCCUCCUGGAACGCGGCUUCUUCUAUCUGGAUAACUUUUUGGGGGACCUGGUUGGCCAAUGCGUGUUGGACCAAGUGAAAGAAAUGCACGCCUCGGGUCUUCUCCAUGACGGACAGCUGGCGGGUCGCCGCACUGGAGUGUGCAGAAGACACAUCCGCGGGGAUAAAAUCGCCUGGGUCAGCGGGGUAGAGAAAGACUGCGAGGCGAUCAACUUCCUGCUUUCGUUGAUUGACAAGCUGGUGAUUCUGUGCGUCGGGAGGCUCGGCAAACACGACAUUAAAGAGCGCUCGAAGGCAAUGGUCGCUUGUUACCCGGGUAAUGGCACUGGGUAUGUGAAACAUGUGGACAACCCGAACGCUGAUGGCCGUUGUGUUACCUGCAUUUACUACUUGAACAAAAACUGGAAUGCAAAGGAUCAUGGAGGAGUUUUACGAAUAUUCCCAGAGGGCAAGUCUUACGUAGCGGAUGUGGAGCCGAUCUUCGACCGGCUGCUGUUUUUCUGGUCAGACAGACGAAAUCCACAUGAGGUGCAGCCGUCUUAUUCCACAAGAUACGCCAUUACGGUGUGGUACUUUGACGCCGAGGAGAGAGCCGAAGCGAAAAAGAAAUUCAGAGACUUGACAGCUUCUUCACAGGAGCCGAAUUUAACCGCAUGAUGCAAAGUGGGCAGCUGGGAUCCCCCCCUGAGGACGCCUCCUGUGCUCCAAAGAUAACCCAUCAGGAUGUUUGGCCUGAGAAAAGACUUUUUUUUUUUAUGGACUCGUGACCCACUUGGUACUGAUGGAAUGCGGGGUGACAAGCAGAAUGCCGUCCGGGGGGGGUGUUGCCAAAUGGGGGGAGAGAGAGGCGCCCCCCGUUGAGCACUUUAGGACUGCGUCCACUCCACGUUGAGGAAAGGUGCAUGGUGGGUUGGCAUCACCCCGAUUACUGGAGAUGGCAGCAAAGACGCAAGGCCUUGCCAUAUUUAAAAACAAAAUGGAGUUGACGUGGACAGUUGUGGUCUUUUAAUGCAUUGGCUUCCCUAUCCAAUCCUGAUUGUUGACUUGAAAAAGACGGAAAUGACGAAGGGGAGCCUCUUUGUUGAGCGAGUGCCAGUGAGGACGCUGAGAUAAUUAAUGAUCUUGUUUUUACUAAAUUAUUAACUGAAUUAUUUUCUAAGAAAAGACAAACAAUUUUUGGGUCUUUUUUUUUUGUUUUCAAUUUGCAACGUUCGCAGCUGCACUUCCUUGAAACUCCGCUCUCGGGAGAGCCUGCCGGGUUUUGGUGCUUAGUUUUGAAUUUCAAGGCUGGGCUUCCUGCUGUUAUUCCUACUUGAAAUGCUCAUCUGGUGUUCCGGCCACUCUUUUGAAUCGGGAAAGACGCCAACAGAUUGUCGCCAGCAGCCAUUUUGUUUCCCAGAGUUCAUCACUCUUUUGUGACAUUUGCUAGGGAAUUGCAACUCCUCCUGCCUUGGGCCCAGUGCUGCCAGGAUCGACCCCUGGCUCCCCACAAUCCCUCGCUGAUCAGUAGCAACUUGUGGGCGGGGUCUCGCGCUAUAAUAUGCAAAAUAGAGCUUCGUUCAUUCGAUACAGUGUAGCCAAGAAACCGUUGGGACUCAUGAAAUCAACAUCGAGAUUUAAGGUCGACUUUAUACCGCGGUGUGGAGUCUUCGCCGUCAAAAGCGGUUUCUAAUUCUGCGGCCCACCGCGCUGAUGGUCCAUGACUGCACGCUAGGCGAACGUUUUGGCUCCUCCCAUUUCUCCACUUUUUGUUACCUUUGCCGACAUUCUCACCGAUGUUGGCUGAUUAUUUUGUAUUUAUAUCUGAUUUGUAGCAUUUUGACAAGCGGGGAUGCCACGUGUGCAGUGAAAUGGAGCUACUUUUGAUACUGCGGUCGUGUGGAGAAGCGAAACUUAUUGUUGGUUUGGGCGACCGCACCUUUUUAGCACAAAACCACACACCAUCAAAAGACACCAAUUUCUCUCCCACCCAUGAUGUUGACAGGGGCAAUACUCCCCUGGGGGAACU
Messenger RNA from Polypterus senegalus (gray bichir), 2603 nucleotides. RefSeq names its product egl-9 family hypoxia-inducible factor 3 (gene egln3). Lineage: Eukaryota; Metazoa; Chordata; Cladistia; Polypteriformes; Polypteridae. Bases 530 to 1252 code for a protein of 240 amino acids. Gene Ontology annotation, cellular component: cytoplasm; nucleus. Gene Ontology annotation, molecular function: ferrous iron binding; L-ascorbic acid binding; peptidyl-proline 4-dioxygenase activity. The transcript is spliced from 5 exons. Gene Ontology annotation, biological process: cellular response to hypoxia; peptidyl-proline hydroxylation to 4-hydroxy-L-proline. The record is from RefSeq and is a predicted model, not a curated record.